CAUGCGAAAGUUGUGUAACUCGACAAAGAACCCUAUCAUAUUCCCCCCUUAAAUGAUGGCUCUCUGCUUCAUUGUUUUUACGGCUACAUCACUUGGAACGAGAGGAAACAACGUCGAAUAUAACAAUGUCCAAGGCCCGUUCCAGUAAGCACGAGAAAAAGGCAAGGAGACGCGUGAAGGCGAAAUGUAGAAAAGAGUUAAAGGUUGAGAUGGAGGAUAUAAGAAAGGAGCAAAAGAGCAUCAAAGAAGCACAAUCACAACUACGGGAGAAACUCACGGCAACCAGAACGGAGUGUGAAGUAUUACGAGAAGAAACUAAGUUGAUGAUCCAGCGAAGUGCGUCUACCCAACUUCGUCUAUCUCUCAUGUUCAAUAUAAUCAAGGCACGAGAGGACGCCGAUUUCGAUAAGGCUGCUCACUUCACAUUAUUGCUACGUGAAACAAUAGCGACGGAUGACGUGUAGCAGCAAAAAGACUAUCUUCGGUCCAAGUGUGGUGUUUUUACUUUGUUACUCCACCUUUGUUUUAAGAAUAAAAAAACUGUUGCAUCAAUAUUCGAUCCAUUACAGAUCUUAAAGCUGCAGGCUUGGCACCCUCUUGUUCUCUCUCUCUCUCUCUCUCUCGCUCUCGCUCGUGUGUUUGUUGAAAUUCUAAGCAUGAAUAUGUAUUGUGCGUUGAAAUUUAUCAUUUUAAAUCGCUA
This is a messenger RNA of Hibiscus syriacus, 700 nucleotides long. RefSeq lists its product as uncharacterized. The record is from RefSeq and is a predicted model, not a curated record. The transcript is spliced from 3 exons. The coding region runs from base 126 to 464 and encodes 112 amino acids. Lineage: Eukaryota; Viridiplantae; Streptophyta; Magnoliopsida; Malvales; Malvaceae.